Molecule: messenger RNA, 813 nt
Organism: Prunus armeniaca (apricot)
Lineage: Eukaryota; Viridiplantae; Streptophyta; Magnoliopsida; Rosales; Rosaceae
Source: the annotation of a GenBank genome assembly
AUGCAUUCCCUGAGCCUCAAAGUCUGCACUGAUUACUGCUCGGGGACGAGGACGUGUUUGCCGGGCCGGGGGAGCUUCGGUGCUGCGAAUUCGGAGCUCCGGAACUUGAGAUUCGGGCCGGGGUUUAGAGAUUUCGGGAAAUCGGGUCGGGUCGUGGCGUGUGUUCCGGAGAGGAAUGGAAAUAGCCGGAGCGGAAGUCCGAGUUCGAGUUCGAGCCCGAGUUCGGGUGCGGGUCAGAAAUCUAGUUCGUUUCUUUCUCGGAGUCAAAGCUGGGCUUUGUUGAAGCAGCAAAUGGAGGUUGCUGCAAAUACGGAGGAUUAUGAAGAGGCUGCGAGGAUACGCGACUCGUUGAAGUUGUUAGAAGAAGAAGAGCCGAUUUUGUGGCUCCGAAGAAAGAUAAAGGAGGCAAUCGCUGAAGAGAGGUUUGAGGAUGCAGCUAAGUAUCGAGAUGAGCUAAAGGAAAUUGCCCCUUACUCUUUCUUGAAAUGUUCAAGUGAUGCAACCACCUUGGGCAUUCGGGUUCAAGUUAGAAGUGUGUAUAUAGAGGGACGAAGUCAGCCUUCAAAGGGGCAACACUUCUUUGCAUAUAGAAUACGAAUUAGCAAUAACUCAGAUCGCCCUGUUCAACUUCUUAGAAGACAUUGGAUUAUCACUGAUGCCAACGGAAAAUCCGAGAAUGUAUGGGGGAUUGGGGUUAUCGGUGAACAGCCUGUUAUUCUUCCUCAAGCUAGUUUUGAAUACUCAUCUGCCUGCCCAUUAAGCACUCCCACCGGAAGAAUGAUUAUAUGUCAUAUCCUAAGGAAUGAUGCUUAA